Aspergillus homomorphus CBS 101889 is the source of this 630-nucleotide messenger RNA. RefSeq lists its product as uncharacterized. The transcript has a single exon. NCBI's taxonomy places the organism in Eukaryota, Fungi, Ascomycota, Eurotiomycetes, Eurotiales, Aspergillaceae. The record is from RefSeq and is a predicted model, not a curated record. The coding region runs from base 1 to 630 and encodes 209 amino acids.
AUGUCUUCGUUCGAUUCCCUGCAGGUGAAUCUGGAAGACGACAGACCCAGGAACGAGCGCCACCUUCCGGAUGAUGCCAGUAAGCGGGAAGGAUCAGACGUGGAGGAAGAUAUAGGUUUGGAAACCUGUCUGAACCUAGUGAGCAAACGCUACGUGAAGUGGAUAAAUAAGUUUCUGAACUACCCCCCACUUCGCUAUAUGAAUCUGAUGGCCCAAGUCUGGUGGUCCUUGGAGAUGAACCCUACCAACAGGCUGGAGCCCGUAUCCGGGUGGCCCUUGUCGCUGUGGUCCUUGCGAUUCUGCAACACAGAUCUGAUGUCUGCAUUCAUGUGGAAACUAGCGCUCUUGAUUUUGCUAAGUCACUGGGUGGUGUUUCUCAACGCCAUGAUUGGCAAGAACGACAAAGCGAAAAGAAACAGGUUUUUCGAACACGGUCACUGGUACUGGAUAACGUAUUACGGGUCAGGUGGAACAGGAAUUUCACAGAUGUUUUGGGCUAUUCGAGCGAUGAUGUCCCUGACAAUGAUAAUGACCCUGUCUCUGUUUGAUCUCGCUCGGGGCCUGAAAAAGGUGUGGAUUGCGUCCUGCAACUGCUAUCAAACUGAGGCAUCCCACGCCAAGACAGACUAG